This is a messenger RNA of Guillardia theta CCMP2712, 237 nucleotides long. RefSeq lists its product as hypothetical. The transcript is spliced from 3 exons. NCBI's taxonomy places the organism in Eukaryota, Cryptophyceae, Pyrenomonadales, Geminigeraceae. The record is from RefSeq and is a predicted model, not a curated record. Bases 1 to 237 code for a protein of 78 amino acids.
AUGGUAGAGGUCGACGGUCCUCUGCACUUUGCCUUCAAGACGCGCAAGGCCCUGGGAAGCACCAAGAUGAAGCGAAGACAUCUGCAAGAGUCUCGGUCACAAGGAUACAGGCUGCUCGUGAUUCCUUACUGGGAAUGGAACAGUCAGAAGAUGGUUGAUGACGUCGAUGGUGGUGGGGUCAAGAAGGUCCAAUACCUCAAGACCAAGCUGGAAUCUAUCGGGGAGACUCGAAGGUGA